AUGUUCUCUAAAAUGGAUAUGGAAGGAAGUAUAGGCAAUAACGAACCUCUGGCGAAAGGGAAGCGAACAAAACGAGGGAUAAGGAUGUUGUCGCCUUGCACCGUGGCGAAUACCACGGUGACGUCAAGUUGCUCAAGUGCUACCGGAGGUGGUGGCAGAUCGUUUUCUUCCACCACUUUUGAUAGCACUGAGGAGGAAGAGGAGGCUGACAUGGCUAAUUGUUUGAUUCUCCUAGCCCAAGGAAGAACCGGAGGACAAGAGGAUAAUCAAAAUCGACGUUGUCAAAACCACCAUGAUCAACAAGUUGGUGGUGGUUAUAACAAUAUUGUAACUGAAAAGGCAACAAGAAACGGUUUUGAAAGCUAUGAGUGCAAAACUUGUAAUCGUUUUUUUCAUUCGUUUCAAGCGUUGGGUGGACAUAGAGCAAGUCACAAGAAACCUAAGAUGAAAGAAAUAAUUUCCGCAGGUGAAUUCGAAGAAGAAAAUAAACAUUUUCAUAACAAGAAUGUUUCUCUUGUUCCUCCGGUUUCACUUGAAUUAAGGUGUGGUGGCAAUCUAAACUUCCAUGGCCAUGGAAACAAUAUCAAACUCAAUAGAUCUAACAAGAUUCAUGAGUGUUCGAUUUGCGGCGCGGAAUUCACAUCCGGUCAAGCAUUGGGUGGUCAUAUGAGAAGACAUCGAGCUUGUACUAACAAAAACAACAACAAUAAUAACAACAACAACGUUGGUGAUAUUCAUGUUCAUGUUAAGUCUCAGAAUGUUCUAGAAUUGGAUCUUAAUCUUCCGGCACCGGAGGAGGAUCUCCGGGAUUCAACUUUUCAGUUUCCGGCAAUGGUGGGUUGCCAUUAUUAG
Molecule: messenger RNA, 852 nt
Organism: Vicia faba (fava bean)
Lineage: Eukaryota; Viridiplantae; Streptophyta; Magnoliopsida; Fabales; Fabaceae
Source: the annotation of a GenBank genome assembly